Messenger RNA from Sorghum bicolor (sorghum), 1466 nucleotides. Its product is annotated as expansin-like A3. The transcript has 4 exons. Gene Ontology annotation, cellular component: extracellular region. The record is from RefSeq and is a predicted model, not a curated record. NCBI's taxonomy places the organism in Eukaryota, Viridiplantae, Streptophyta, Magnoliopsida, Poales, Poaceae. The coding region runs from base 110 to 934 and encodes 274 amino acids.
CAAAAGUAGCAGCCUGCAGCCGCAUGUGCUACACUACACUACACAGAAGCAAGUCUCCUUCCCUCUCUACUCUCUCUCUCUCUAGUGCUCGCCGGCUCUUUCCGCCGCCAUGGACGUCCUCCUCUGCUGCUGCUUGCUGCUGCUCCUGGCCUCCGCCGCGUCCGCCGGCAGCGAGCGCUGCGUGCGGCAGGGGAAGGCGGCCUACUCACCCUCUUCGCUCUCCCCGGUCCCUCACGGUAGCAGCGGGGCGUGCGGGUACGGCGCCAUGGCCGCCGAGAUCAAUGGGGGAUUCCUCGCCGCCGGCGGGCCCAGGCAGCACCGCGGUGGCCUCGGCUGCGGCCGCUGCUUCCAGAUGAGAUGCCGAGACGCAAAGCUGUGCAGCGCCGGCGGAGUGCGGGUGGUGCUCACCGACUUCCACAGGAGCAACCGCACCGACUUCCUGCUCGCCGGGCCCGCCUUCGCGGUCCUUGCCAAGCCCGGGAUGGCCCAGCAGCUCAACAGGCUAGACGCCCUCUCCGUAGAGUACAAAAGGAUUCCGUGCGAGUACAAGGAGAAGAACCUGUCGAUCCGGGUGGAAGAAGGGAGCGACAAGAACCGAGGCAACCUGGUGGUGAAGCUGCUGUACCAGGGCGGCCAGACCGACAUCCUGGCGGUGGACGUGGCCCCCGUGGGCUCGUCGGCGGAGUGGCGGUUCAUGACGCGGGUGUACGGGCCCGUGUGGAGCACGCCGCGGGCGCCCGCGGGACCGCUGCAGUUCCGGGCGGUGGUCACGGGCGGCUACGACGGCAAGUGGGUGUGGGCAGAGCAGGAGGUGCUCCCGGCGGACUGGCGCCCCGGACAGGUCUACGACACCGGCGUCCGCAUCGCCGACGUCGCCAGGGACGGCUGCCGGGGAUGCGCCGCCGCCGACGCCGCGAUGGACGACUGGAAGUGAGGAUGGUGGCUGCUGGCUGGGUAGAUGACUGAUGAAUAUAUAUAAAUGCAUAUUAACAUCGUUGGUCCGUCACUUUCACUCUGGCGAGUGACUUAAGAGCUGAGAAGAGGACAACAUGUCAAUGGAAAUGGUGGUAGCUGGAAGAACAGCAACGACCAAGUGCAUGCGUCCGGCUGUCCAGAGGAGGGGAGGAAGAAGAAGAAGACUGAGUAGCUAGCUAGCUGGGGGCUCCGGUCUUUGUUUGUUUCUGAAUUCUGAUCAAUCUCUGCUCUUGCAGUUUAGAUGUACAUUGAACCAUGCCUGCUCCGCUGCAUGUGUUGCAACAGGAGAGGUAUCAUCGAUCGAUCGUCAAGGACUCCGAUUAGAUGCACGCAAAGAAUUGUACGUGGUCGUGGCUAUUAGCUGUCUAGCUGAUCCCCCCCUGAUGAAUGCUAAUUGUUAGAAUAAUAACGAGCACACAGUACUGCGGUGGUCAUGUUUUUCUUCCUCCGGCAUUUACAUGAACAUGCGGCAUAUGAUGUUGUCGUUCAAA